CCGGCGCGGGCGAGGAGUCCGCCCGAGGCCUGACGUUUGAACGGUUACCCAUUUCGACGCAAGUACGUUACGAGAAGCCGACGUUCGGGACGACUCGCGUACAACCGGCUAACACCAAUUUAAAUUAAUCAUCGCAUUUUGUCACGCAUUUUACGCAUCUCGUCCAAAAUCAAACACCCGCGAUGGCCAACGAUAAAGGAGGAAUCGACGAAAUCACAAAACUCCUCGGCAGCACUAACCUUCCCCCGAGCGGAGUCUCUUUUUCAAAUCGCUCUCUGAAAAUAAACACAGCAGAUGACGCGAAAGAAAUCAUCACUGCUAUGGAAAAUUGUGGGGACUGUCUGGAAUUUCUUAAUCUAGAAGGGAACACCCUUGGCAUCGAGGGUGCUAAUGCCGUGGCAGAACAGUUAAAAAAACACAGUAAAAUUAAAAAGGCGUUAUGGCGAGAUAUGUUCACUGGAAGGAGCAAAAAGGAAAUCCCAGUUGCCCUUGAUGCGUUGAGCAAAGCGCUCAUGACAGCAAAAGCCGAACUCGAAGUCCUUGAACUCUCUGAUAAUGCUUCUGGACCAAUUGGCGUAGAUGGCAUUAAACAUCUAAUUUCAAGUCCUACUUGUUUUACAUUAAAGGAAUUAAGGUUGAACAACAUGGGUUUAGGGACAACAGGUGGAAAGAUGCUUGCCUCAGCUUUAAUGGAGUGCUACAACAAAAGUGUUACUGCCGGGAAACCCCUAGCGUUGAAAGUCUUUAUUGCUGGACGGAACCGAUUAGAAAAUGAAGGUUCUAAAGCUUUAGCAAACGUUUUUAAGGUGAUAGGAACCCUUGAAGAAGUACAGAUGCCUCAGAACGGUAUAAAUGCAGCGACUGAAUUGCUAGAAGCACUAUCCACAAAUCCGAACCUAAGAUAUCUCAAUUUGAACGACAAUACUCUGGGAAAAUGUAUUCCAGCACUUACUUCACUCCUGUCUAAAUUGUCCAACUUGGUUCAUUUAGAUGUUGGAGACUGCCUUUUAAGAAACGACGGUGCAUUGAAAUUAGCAGCUGCUUUUAAGAACAAUCAUCAACAAAUCGAGGAAGUUUGUCUAUCUGGCAAUGAAAUAAAAUCUGAUGGUGGAAUGGCUAUUUUCAAUUCAUUGAUUGGAAAACCUAAAAUUAGGUCUAUCAAAUUGAACGAAAACGAAAUUGGAGAUUACGUUGUUAAGUUGAUCGAAGCAGAGGCUAGAAAACACAAUAAACAAGAUGUUGUUGACGUAAGUGACAAUACGGGAGAUGAAGAUGAUGAAGAUGAAGAUAACGAUUAUGAAGACGAAGGUGAAGAUAAUAGUAAAACCGAUGAAGCUGAUUAUUGCGAUGAAGACUACGAAGAAACUGAAGAGGAAGAAGAAGAGGAAAGCGAAGAUGAAAAUUAUAAUGCAGAUUAUGGCAGUUACGAUGAAAAUUACGAGGAAGAAAAUUUCGCUGUUAAAGAAGAUUACACAUCUCCUUUAAGAAGAAAGCUAUUUACCGAACAGCAAGAGUUGAACUUAGACGAGUUAGUGAUGGAUUCUAUACUUACUCCUGAUAAAUUUGAUGAAAUAAUCAACAAAAUUAGGUUCCAGGCUGAUUGUGAUAAACAGUUAGAAUCUUUGUUAAGAAUUAUCAUGUUGAUAUCUACCCAUUACAAAUCUGCGAGUGAAGAAAAGAAACUAGCGAUAGAAGAAUAUGCUAUGAAAUUUUAUGAAGAAUUAUUCUUGUUGGGCGAAGCAUAUAACAAAAUAAGUAAUAUUAAUAACUUAUUACCAGCUUAUUUUGGAAUUAUUAAGACUGAAGACAAAAAGCCACUGGUGAAAUUUUUCGACUGUGAUUCUAGUUUGAAACUAUUGAAAAGCGCCAUGGGGAAAGAUUUCUUCCACGCUUCAACGAAAUAUGUAUUAAACUUCAUAUUUGAACAGAAAGAAUUAACAAAAUGAUUUGUUUUGUCAAUUAAAAAAGAUUGUAAAUAUUAGUUUUAAUAUCAAUUUAAUUUAUUCUCAAUAUAUUCUAUUUGUACAUUGUUUAACUUCUCUGAUGUGUGUAUAUUAGUCGAUUGUAAACAUCACUGAUCUAUUUUACAAUUUUAAAAAAAGCUUAUAUCGGUAAAAUAAAAAUUUAUGCUUUGCCACUAUCCAAACCCCACAAAAAUUGAUAAUUGAAACGUUUUUUAAUGUAUAAUAAAUAUUUGCAAUUAAAAAAAUAAAUAAAAAAUCUACCUUACUAAUCAAUCAUCCUACAGGACAAAUCAUAUUUGUUACUUGAAAUCUGCACAUAGGGUAAAAUUUAUUGUGUUAGGCCAAUUGUUUUGACACAAGAAUAGUUUUUUGUCUGGAUAUAUACAUUUUUUGCUUCGUCAUUUUCAAGUAAUUAGGUUAGAGUUAGGGAGAAUUUAGGUUAGGUAGGGUUAGUGAUAGGGACUUUCAAAUAGAAAUGAUGAAUGGAGCGAGUGCGGUGUUCAAUCUUUUUUAAAAAGAUAGUUCCUACUUACCAGUUGUUGCAAAACUAUCUUUUAAAAAAGGAUGGGACAAAUGGCAGCUGCUUUGGACAGUAGCACUGUAAUAUAAUACCACAAAUUUAAAUGUUAAAUAAAUUGGUACUUGGUUGAAGAAACCGGAUGGAUUUAUUCUGAAAACAUUGUCCGGAAAUAGGUUUUUUUCCAAAUAACUUGAGAAUGGUUGCUAUAAAUUAGACAUUUGAACCACUGAAUCUAGUGUCAGAAAACCUUUCAAAGAAUGUACAUUGAUGAGUAUUUUGCCAUUUGGAGUAGUUAAACUCCAAUUUGUAUCUCGUACAUUGGAGUUAGAUCAAAACUUUUGGCUCAGGAGAAACUAGACAAAAAAUAAAGGGAGGGCAGAAAUUAAACUUGCCCCAGCAGAUAUUCUCAGGUUCCUCAGUUGGUGGUCACUGCACCAAAAAAAUUUAUAGAGGUGAAGCGUUAAAAAAGAAACACUUUAAAGAAUCUAUUAAUUUUAAUUAGAUAAAAAUUGCAUAUACAUAUAGUUAUUUUUGAAAAAAUAUUCAUUUAGAUUUUAUACAGUUAAAAGUGUGGUAACAUUUCAUUGCAUGGAGCUACUAAAAAUAAACUUUUCGCUCAUUAAUAUAAAUAUGUAUGUUCUUAAAACUCUAUACAAGUCACGAGAUCGAUCCUUACAUUUUUACAGACUAAAACAAUAUAUUUGUUUAAUUAAUUUUGUUGCUCUUCUUUUUUUCCCCUUAUGGAUGUUUAAUUUUUUUUUGUCCAUCUGGUUAAAGAAAUUGUUGAAAUUUUAGCACCCUGUAUUUCUUUUGUGCUUUAUAUUUGCCGUUUUUUAAAAUAUAUUUUAAAUUGUAUUAAAAUUGUUUUUGUAUUGUAAGCUAAAUAAAUAAACCAAUUAUUGCCAAAUGGCGUUGAAAUGUUGUACAUUUGAUUUUUUUUUUAAAACCUAAAAAAAUAUUGUGAUAUGUAUAUAUCUUAUUAAAGGUUUAUAAGUGUUUAGUAGGCAAAUUUUACAUAAUGCAGAUAUUGAAAAAUGACUACAUCCUAAGAAUGGUGUAAUAAUGUACAAAUUCAUUACAUAAUAAAAGAAAAUAAAAAAAUUGUAUUUUUGUUUAAUAUUAUUAAGUCUCAAGCUUCUCAAGUGUAGACUGUGAUGAUCUCUGAAAUUUCAGCACGACAUAUCGGGCACUCGCCUGUCUCAGUCCCAAUGAUGUAAGCGCACGAUCUACACAUGCACAAAUGUUUGCAAUUGAGUAGCAUUGUGUUUCUUUUACGGUCUAAGCACACAACGCACAACCUUUCGGCCUUUUCCCUUUCGAGUUCUAUUUUAAGAGCGGCUUUCGUCGGAGUCUUCAAUAUGACAGUGGUGACUGUCAGACCGAGGAACGCCUUACCAUACUGGUACACGUCCUUGACGAACCUCAUCGUCUUGUCCAUCGUGACUAGCAUGAACAGGGCGAUGCGCAGUACUGAAAAUAUACAGAAAUAUUUUGUCUUUUUCAGGACGGCUAUGAAGAAGAGGUUGCAAUCUGUGAGAAGGUCCGGAUUAGCCUUGUAUGUAAAAUAGACCACCGAUGAGAGCACGACGAGGCCGCUGAGAGCCUCGUAAGGCAGCUCGUAAACUUUGUAAAACAGAGCGUCGAACCAUUUGGCAAUGAAUAUUACAGCGAUGUAGGGUGCUUCGUUGAUGUAGAGGAAUAUCGAGACGAUGAAGUUGCAGAAGCUCCAGACGCAGUAGCCGAUUAAAAGAAGGGCGUCUUUCACGAGGAGUACGUGGUUACCUACUUGGCCCAAGCCUGACUGCAUUGUGCUGUAGACGUACGACUCAUCAAUCAAAGCAUUCCUUAGAAAAGCCCAACCGUCUGUGACCAGGGCCGGCACCUGGGUCGUGUAGUAAACACAGCACUCGGCUAAAUAAGACAAAAGGUCUAAGAAAU
Molecule: messenger RNA, 4422 nt
Organism: Cimex lectularius (bed bug)
Lineage: Eukaryota; Metazoa; Arthropoda; Insecta; Hemiptera; Cimicidae
Gene: RanGAP
Product: ran GTPase-activating protein 1
Exons: 10
Coding region: 183-1946 (587 amino acids)
Biological process (GO): signal transduction; nucleocytoplasmic transport; activation of GTPase activity
Cellular component (GO): perinuclear region of cytoplasm; nucleus; cytosol
Molecular function (GO): GTPase activator activity; small GTPase binding
Source: RefSeq, a predicted model, not a curated record